AUGUCAGUGUUAUCACGCUUGACAUCUUGGGUUUCUCGAAAUGCUCAUACACGACCACGAUCAAUUUCUGCCUCUCCAUUUGCGUUUUCCGUCCGCACUAUCACGCAUGACAUCACCCGCCCUCGCGUCAUUCAGCGAAAACCAACGACUCCAUCGAAUCGCCAUACCGCUUUGACCGACAGGUCUGGUCUCUACAAAGGUCGCCCUCAUCCUCGUCUCUCAGUCGGGUUACCACGCCGCGCCGGUCGCUCCAGAACGACCGGCCGCAUAACGGUUCGCCAUAAGGGUGGCGGAAACAAGCGAAUGUACAGAAUAAUCGAUUUCAAACGCACAGCCUGGGAGUCAAUCCCUGGCAUCGUGGAGAGAAUCGAAUACGAUCCAAACAGAUCCGCGCUUAUCGCACUGGUAAGACACAAGACAAAGUGCAAGGCCGUUCCAAAGAAAGUCAGGCCUGACCGCUAUGCCUACAUUAUCUGCCCAGCAGGGCUGCAGAUUGGGCAAGAGGUCAUCGCCAGUCGAUCGACGAGGGUCGACGUCAAGACUGGCAAUGCAAUGACCCUCCGCUUUGUUCCAGUGGGCACUAAGGUCCACAAUAUUGAACUGAGACCUGGAUAUGGUGCCCAGAUGUGCCGAUCCGCAGGUACCAGUGCACAGGUUCUUGAGCGCGACGAAGGUCGCGGGCUUGCUUUGCUACGGCUUCAGAGCAAGGAACAAAGACUUGUAAGGUUGCAGUGUAUGGUUUCGAUAGGCGAAGUGUCAAACCCGGAGCACAAGAAUCAAAGCUUUGGGAAAGCCGGGCGAAUGAGGUGGAAGGGCAUUAGGCCAACAGUGAGGGGUGUCGCCAUGAACCCAAUCGAUCAUCCCCAUGGUGGUGGGGAAGGUAAAACUUCCGGAGGAAGACCAUCUGUUUCUAAAUGGGGUAAACCCACUAAGGGUUAUAGAACCAGGUCGAAAAAGAAGAAGAAUCCACAUAUUGUCAAGCGACGUUUUGAAAGAUAA
Chondrus crispus (carragheen) is the source of this 999-nucleotide messenger RNA. RefSeq lists its product as hypothetical. The transcript has a single exon. The record is from RefSeq and is a predicted model, not a curated record. Gene Ontology annotation, molecular function: transferase activity; RNA binding; structural constituent of ribosome. Gene Ontology annotation, cellular component: ribosome; large ribosomal subunit. The coding region runs from base 1 to 999 and encodes 332 amino acids. Lineage: Eukaryota; Rhodophyta; Florideophyceae; Gigartinales; Gigartinaceae. Gene Ontology annotation, biological process: cytoplasmic translation.